CCCAAGUAGCAAUAUUUGCAAGAAUCUGCUAAUUCCCUGCAUCUUUCAGCUUUAAGAUUAGAAAGGCAAAAUAUUUCUACAAAUUAAUAAUUAGUAGAUAGCGAUUCAUCCAGUACAAUCCAAAUUCCCAUUCCCCUUAUCUUUUGCUUCCACACUUCCCCAUCAAUAUUUUAAUACAAAUUGAACCUCAUUCUUUCUGAUUUUUCGUUCACUCAACCUCUUUAUUCUUCUUUUUAACGUUGUUUUUGGCUGAGUUCUAUUCUGCACCAAACUCAAACACACACACAGUGUUCCCUAUAAUAUUAAUAAACCCAAUUCUUUUAGAAUAUGAUAUCACACACUUGGUGCAGUUGGAAUUGGAUUUGGAUAAGGACCCAGAUCUGAAAAAUUCAAUCUUGGACCUCCUUGAAGUGGUCUUGGUGGAGAAAAGGUUUGGGUAUUUCUCAGAAAGUUUGUAGCUUUUAUUGUUUUUAAUUUAUCAGUGAUUAGAAAAUUUGAGUUUUUGAUGAUUGGAGAUCGAUACUAUGUUUGGAGUGCUUCAUUGGUUUACUCGCUUCCAGUUUGAUCACAUUGUUUUUUGCUUUAACGAGGGAUAAGAUUAUUGGUUAUUUAAUUAGGUUUGUGUGUGGAACUGUUGGAGGUGGUUUCUUUGUGAAUAUUUGGAAUUGGGUUUUGUUAUUGGGUGUGAAUUGUUGGGGGGUGUUUGUGAAAGUUUGAAUCUUUGGGGAGGUUGGAGACUCUUUUUUGUUGAGCAAUGGAUGCAGGGUCAAAUGAUGUUCAAGGUAGCAGAGUGGUUUUGGGUGGGGUUGAUCAGAAUUCCCUUGAGAAAUCAAGGAAUUCUGUUGUUUGGUCAGUUGUUGAGUCUGUCAUUGUCGAGGCGGCCACUGCUAUUCGGAAAACUGAAGAUUUGAAGGCAUUGGGUGGUGAAUUGGGGUCUAAGAAGGCAGUAGGUGAAGAAGGGGUUGAGAGACUGAAUAAUAAGGAGGCAUGUGAGCCGCGUACUAGUAGUGAGGUUUCAAGUCAUGUUGAGCUAGAAACUAAUAAGAAUUCGAACAAUUUAGCUGAUGGGAAUGUGUCUGAGACUGUUGUUGUCAUCGACUCUGGUGAGGCUUCGCGUGGUACUGGAGAUGAUGGAAGAUUGGGUGUAAAGGGUGAUGAACUUGGGUCGAGUAAGGUGGCAGAGUCAAAGAUGAAGGUGCCUGAGGCAGAGAGGGAUUCACAUGUGAUUAAUAUCAAGUGUGGGAGUGGUAAAGGAUUUGGUGAUAAUUGGGAGGCGGAAAGUGUUUGUAGGAUUUGCCAUUUAAGUUCUGAUCAAUCGCCGGACAGAAAAACAGAAUCUAGUUCUUGUUCUGUCACUAUGGAUUUAAUUCAUCUUGGCUGUGAGUGUAAAGAUGAAUUAGGCGUUGCACAUGCUCAUUGUGCUGAAGCUUGGUUUAAGCUAAAAGGAAACAGAAUGUGUGAAAUUUGUGGCGAUACUGCAAAAAAUGUUACUGGUCUUGGGGAUAACAGAUUUUUGGAGGAGUGGAACGAAAGAAGAUUUUCUGGUCUUGGUGCGAACACAUCAGAGAGGAAUGUUGGAUGUUGGCGGGGACAACCAUUUUGCAAUUUCUUAAUGGCAUGCCUGGUAAUAGCUUUUGUGCUGCCAUGGUUUUUUCGUGUAAAUAUGUUCUAGUAAGGGUGACAUGGAUAAAAUCAAGGUACUUCUGCUGCAUUAUUUUACAAGCCUGCAAGAGUAGCUAGCGCAUUGUGUGGAUUCUUGCAACACAAUAUGGUGCAUUCAAAGGGAUUUUUCUGGUCUCCCAUACUUGUAAACAUACUCUCCGGGUUUCUGCAUUAGGCGCUGGAGAUAUGAAGUUUCAGAUUACAACAGUUGUCAUCUCGAUAUUUAGGACCACACCGUAGUUGGUUACUGCAUUCCUGUUUGGUUACAAUUUGUUGCUUUAUUUCAGUGUGGGUUGAGAUACUCUUAGAUUCUUCUUUUAGGUUUUUGCUUAAACUUUCACAUAGGAAUUAGGAGAAAAAAAAUCUCAAAUCUUAUUCCUCGGAGCUACCUUAGAAUUUUGGCAUCUUUGUUGUAGACUCCAUAGAAGAAGGAAAAAAAAAAAAGUGAAAGCCGGUACUGGUGUAUGUUUACUGCUAGUUAACAGUGCAAUGUUUGUUAGCAUUUA
Rosa chinensis is the source of this 2168-nucleotide messenger RNA. RefSeq lists its product as uncharacterized. The transcript is spliced from 2 exons. The coding region runs from base 755 to 1672 and encodes 305 amino acids. The record is from RefSeq and is a predicted model, not a curated record. Gene Ontology annotation, molecular function: zinc ion binding. NCBI's taxonomy places the organism in Eukaryota, Viridiplantae, Streptophyta, Magnoliopsida, Rosales, Rosaceae.